Molecule: messenger RNA, 2536 nt
Organism: Tupaia belangeri chinensis (Chinese tree shrew)
Lineage: Eukaryota; Metazoa; Chordata; Mammalia; Scandentia; Tupaiidae
Gene: OLFML2A
Product: olfactomedin like 2A
Exons: 8
Coding region: 81-2069 (662 amino acids)
Biological process (GO): signal transduction
Source: RefSeq, a predicted model, not a curated record
GCGGCAGAGCGAAGCUGGCAGUGCAGACGGUGCUCCCCAGCGUCCGCGCGCGGCUGCCUGUGCGCAGUGCCCGUCGCGCCAUGACCGCGGCCACGCUCCUGUCCCGGCCCUGGCUCCAGCGGCUGGCUGUGCUCCUGCUCCCGCUGCUGCUGCUCCUGCUGCGCGCCGGCCAGGUGCGCGCCAACAGUAAGGUGUUCGGAGACACGGACCAAGUGCGGAUGACCUCAGAGGGCUCCGACUGCCGCUGCAAGUGCAUCAUGCGGCCACUGAGCAAGGACGCAUGCAGCCGGGUGCGCAGCGGCCGGGCGCGGGUGGAGGACUUCUACACGGUGGAGACCCUGAGCUCCGGCACUGACUGCCGCUGCUCCUGCACGGCGCCACCCUCCUCCCUCAACCCCUGCGAGAAUGAGUGGAAGAUGGAGAAACUCAAAAAGCAAGCGCCUGAGCUCCUCAAGCUGCAGUCUAUGGUGGACCUCCUGGAGGGCACCCUGUACAGCAUGGACCUAAUGAAAGUGCACGCCUACAUCCGCAAGGUAGCCUCUCAGAUGAACACGCUGGAAGAGAGCAUCAAGGCCAACCUGAGCCGGGACAAUGAAGUGGUGCAGGAGGGCUUGCGCCACCUCAGCGAGCAGCUGAAACUCUACGAGAACCACUCAGCCAUCAUGACGAGCAUCAAGAAGGAGCUGUCCAGCCUGGGCCUGCAGCUGCUGCAGAAGGACUCAGCAGCUGCCCCUGCCCCAGCCUCGGCUGCGCACCCCGGGAGCAAAGCUCAGGACACAGUCGGAGGGAAAGGCAAGGGCACCAACAAAUACGGCAGCGUGCAGAAGAGCCUGGUAGACCGAGGCCUCCCGAAACCUCCUAAGGAGAAGCUGCUGAAGGUGGAGAAGCUGAGGAAGGAGAGCGGCAGGGGCAGGUUCCUCCAGCCCACGGCCAAGCCCCGGGCCCUGGCCCAGCAGCAGGCUGUGAUCCGGGGCUUCACCUACUACAAGGCAGGCCAGAAAGAGGCAACUGACGCUGUGGCUGGUCUUCUGUCCACAGACAAUGCCCUCAAAGGCCCUUCCUGGCUGGAGCAGCUGCCGCCCAAGGUGGAGGGCCGGCCACCUGAGCCCAACUCAGCCACCGAGCAGGACGACAUUGGGCCCAGGACCUCAGAGGGCAUGGACUUGGCCCCUGGCAUGCCUACCUCAGACCCCACCACCACCACCACCACCACCCCAGCUCCCACCUCCAGUCCUCUGCCCACCGAGCCACCUUCACGCCCAGAAGUCCCUGGCCAAGGCAGAGAGGCCAGCUGCGAGGGCACCCUCCGGGCCGUGGACCCCCCUGUGAGGCACCACAGCUACGGGCGCCACGAGGGAGCCUGGAUGAAGGACCCCGCAGCUCCGGACGACAGGAUCUACGUCACCAACUACUACUAUGGAAACAGCCUGGUGGAGUUCCGCAACCUGGAGAACUUCAAGCAAGGCCGCUGGAGUAACAUGUACAAGCUGCCCUACAACUGGAUUGGCACGGGCCACGUGGUGUACCAGGGCGCCUUCUUCUACAACCGCGCCUUCACCAAGAACAUCAUCAAGUACGACCUGCGCCAGCGCUUCGUGGCCUCCUGGGCGCUGCUGCCCGACGUGGUGUACGAGGACACCACGCCCUGGAAGUGGCGCGGCCACUCAGACAUCGACUUCGCGGUGGACGAGAGCGGCCUGUGGGUCAUCUACCCCGCCGUGGACGACCAGGACGAGGCCCAGCCGGAGGUGAUCGUGCUGAGCCGCCUGGACCCAGGCGACCUCUCCGUGCACCGGGAGACCACGUGGAAGACGCGGCUGCGGCGGAAUUCCUAUGGGAACUGCUUCCUGGUGUGCGGCAUCUUGUAUGCCGUGGACACCUACAACCAGCACGAGGGCCAGGUUGCCUACGCCUUCGACACACACACGGGCACCGACGCACGCCCCCAGCUGCCCUUCCUCAACGAGCAUGCCUACACCACCCAGAUCGACUACAACCCCAAGGAGCGGGUGCUGUACGCCUGGGACAACGGCCACCAGCUCACCUACACCCUCCACUUCGUGGGCUGAGUGGGGAGCCAAGCACACGGGCCAGGGCAGCAGCAGGGGAGGGUGCUCCUCACAGCAACUCUGCCCCCGACCCGGCCCAUAUUUAUUGGGGGCAGCCUGGGCUAGGCUGGAGGACACGAGCCUUAGCACCAGUGGUUGGUCCCGCUUCUCCCUGCCAAGCUCUGUGCCAGCGCUUUGCAUGCACGUCCCCGCCGGAUGCCCCUGCUCCUUGGAGGCAGAGAUCAUGAGCCCAUGUAACAGCAGAGGAGACGGAGGCUGGAGGCAACAGCUCUUGCCUGAUGCUCCCGAUGCGACCAGGAAGGCUGUGCUCUCACUACAGCCCCGUUUUACAGAUGAGGAGACUUCUCUUGUUCUCUCAAUUUUGUUUCCCACCCCAGGGCUGCUCAAAUUGGCGGCCUCUGGGACCAGCAGUUAGUGUAAUGGCUAUGUCGCUGGAUUCCCAUGUAGCCGACUGAGGUUGGAGGCCC